CUUGGACGGGACGUGGAGCUCAGCUUUGUCAUGGUGUUUUUCUGGCUCAGCUGAGGAGAGGAGCCGUGACCUGGAUCAGUACAGUGGGGUCACACACUACAGACACAGGCUCGCGAGUCCCUCCCACAGACAAUAUAUCAGGGUUCAUAAAGCCGGUUGGGCCGGUUUUUGGGGAUUUCUGCACAACCGGAAUAUCAAGGAAGAACUGGCCCGGGCGUCUGUGUUUGUGUCCUCUGGAGGACCGCUCCAACCUGUUCCCAGGGUGGAGAUUGGGGGGAGGGGGGAGCGCUCUCCAUGCCUCCUUUUCCUCUCUUGCUUUCUCUCUCUGUUUCUUUAUCCUUCUCUGGCACCGAUCAACCAACUCUCCAGGGCUAAGGACGAGAGGGAUUCUGAUUCUGAUUGGAGCAGAAGGGACAAUCGGGUUGUUGAUGGUACUGGGAAGAGUUGAUGACAUUGCUGUCUGUAGUGGAUGACAGCUGAGCGAAAGAGGGGCUCUGUGUCCAGGUCAGCUGUGACAGCCUAGUGUUACCAUGGCUCUGGAGGGUUUCAACAAGCUCUUCCACAAACUGAGGGAGGCCCAUGAGAGAGAGGUCAAAGAGUGGCAAGAGACAUUUCAGGAGCUGAACAAUAAAAACAGCUGUGAAACAAAGCAAAUGGAGGAGCUGUUUAACAAGAACCAACAGCUGAAAGAGCACCAGAGGUUACUUACAGAAAACAUCAAACAGCUGGAAAAUAGGUUGAGGGCGGGGCUCUGUGACAGGUGUACUGUCACUCAGGACGUGGCCAACCGCAGGCAGCAGGAGUAUGAGACCUCCCAGAUCCAGAGCCUCCAUCAUAUUUCCAUCCUGGUGGGAAAGAUGAACAAAAUGAAAAUGGAGAACCAGAGACUGCAAGAGGAAGUCAGUCAUCUGAGAGGAGCACAAGAGGGUCAGGGUGGACAUUCCUCCUCCCAUGAUGCAACCCCGGAGGUCAGGCAGUCUGCUGACAUUUCACCUUCUGCUGUGCCACACGCCACAGCCAUCAGGUCUCUCAGCCAGCCACCAGAGGGCGCCACUGCGGGGCUGUCCAUAGUCAAUACUGAGACGGGCCACAGACGUUCCUUUGUAGCUGACGAGACGCUACUUGAACGUAGACAUGUGAAGGGAUGGAAUGGAAAACAAUCCUAUAAAUCCCAUAAGCCUCUAUUCAUGUCCACUCCCAUCCCACAAGCAUUGAGGCCAGAGCAAAGUACAGCCAGAGGCAACACUGGGGAGAAGAGAGUCCAUAGUAUGGAAACAAUUGGCCAGCAGCGCUACCCUGUCACUCCCUCCAUUCCCCCCCACCUGUUUGUCCUGAAGAACACCCCUCUCCCUUCUUCCUCCUCUUUAUCCUACUCCUCUCUACGUGGAGAUGAGAAGCAAAAAUGUGACCUGGUCCAUGCCCCGGUCCCCUACCGUCCAUUUCCUAUCAAGAGUGCUCAUCUCUCUGUCCCCUGGCCCCUGCCCGAGCACUCUGACUGGGGCACCCUGGCCACCUCUGUUGGCGAUGGCCUGGUGGUCCACCCCAACCCUAACCCCAACCUCCAGACCUUCCACCAGCAGAGCAGCAGCAACAACCAGAGCAGGGGGCAGAGCACUGGGCAGGCCUGGCCCAAGCCUGGGAAGAGCCCAGCUGCACGGGUCCAGGACCAAGACAGGCGGGGGGUGCAGCACCCAUGUCGGGAGGUGUUGGUACAGCCAGAGAGGGUGUUUGGGGAGGGGCUGAAAGGGGCUGACUCUCCUCUGGACCUGUCUGACCCUGGGAGGUUCAAAAGCAGUAAGUCAUCACAGGACAGCAAGGCCAACCCCACACUGCAGGAUGUAUACAUAGAGGGAGAGACAUCUAACAGUGCCACGAGGACAGAAUCCUCCCCACAGAUCCAGUCCAGUCCUCCCUCUUCCUCUUCUUUUCCACCUGCUCCUCCCUCAUCCUCCUCUUCUACACCUCCCUCCAGCCAACAGAGGCAAAGCCCCAGUGAUCACAACCUCAAGGAGGGAGGGCAAUCAGAGAUGGUGGAAGCUGACGGGAAAACAGAUAAAAGAACAGGAAAGGAGUCUAAGGACAGGAAAGACCCUGUUCUGACCAUCUCACUGCAUCCAGUGGUGCUCCUUGAGGCUCUGAAUUAUGGAUUACAGAAUCAACUUUACUCCAACGGCAAGGCAACCCAAAGCACGGCUGCAGGGAGCAACUCAGACGACCAGGAAGUGGAGAGCAGUCUGUCUGGGUCAGAGAGCAGCCAGAGUUCCAAGAGGAAGUGGACUAGGCUGGAUACAGACACAGAGGCUCCUCGUCAGAAGGAAAAGAGGAUCAACCUUCUUAGUACAGUAACUGGGGAAGAGCCCACAGAAGUGAAACAGAUGACCGGUCAAGGAUAAAAAUCACACCGUCAUGUGACGUUCAAUGUAAAAAAGGAUCAAGGCAUUGUAGUCCACAGGAGGACAUCUAACGGCUGUAUUCCACCCUCCUCAUCACCCCUCAUUGCAAUGAAAAUGUCUGCCUUGCUGGAACAGAGGGACAGACAGUGUCAAAGACUUGAACAGAGCUUCUUCCAUCUGACUGUUGUCCUUUCAGUAGAGGGUUCUUGCUAGUGGGCGUUAUGCAUUUCAAUGGAAUAGCCUUGAUAGUGACUAGCUAGAUAAUAACCUUGUGAUUAGUAUUCAAUUAUCCUCCAACUGAUCAUGUAUUUCACGCUGACUUCCCAGUAUUGCUGUUGUCUCAGAAGGCCAAACAGGGGAGUUGACACUGUACUAGAGCGCCGGCUUUAUCUCUCUCUCUCUCCCACUCUCUCGCUCUCGCUGUCUCUGUAACCCCUAUCUCUACUUCUCUCUCACACUAAUCUUGUUCUCUCAUACAUAUUCAUACAUUUCUACUUCGUGGCAGAACUGUCAACUCCGCCUGGCUAUUUUUGUCACAAAUUGUUCUUCACCCCGUCCCCAAACGUUCUUCUUCCUCUUUUUGGUUUUCAGAAAGCACAUAUUUUGCAAGUCUUAACUUUCCACUUGCAGCUGCCACAAAGUUUGUGUCAAUGUGGUGGGGUGAUGUGGGGGGUAAGAGUGUGGAGGGGGGGGGGACAACACGAUAGUUCUGAAGCCAUUAUGGACUCUCGUUGAUCUCUGCUUUUUUACUAAUGUCAUUAGAGUCCAUUAUGUUCAUUGUCAGUAGGCAACUAUGUGAACUUAGUGUACUCAGUGUUGGAGAAAGCUCUGAGAGACACUGCUCUACCAUGUUUACUCCGCAUACAAAUGUGUUCUCAAUAUGUGACAUUGGGAUAUUAUACACUUAUGCUAUGGUUCACCUUUGUUUUUCCAAUGAAGGUAAACAAUCUUCAAACUCUUAGAGACACUGUUGUGUACUAGCUAUAAAAUCAAUAUUGAAUGUGUAUUUUUUUUUUUAAAGCAGUCUGAAUAUGCAGUAUACCUUAACAAUGUUAUGAAAAAUAAAACAUGGUUAUUUGAAUUAUAAAA
Molecule: messenger RNA, 3482 nt
Organism: Oncorhynchus keta (chum salmon)
Lineage: Eukaryota; Metazoa; Chordata; Actinopteri; Salmoniformes; Salmonidae
Exons: 16
Coding region: 531-2393 (620 amino acids)
Biological process (GO): DNA double-strand break processing involved in repair via single-strand annealing; double-strand break repair via homologous recombination
Cellular component (GO): site of double-strand break
Molecular function (GO): single-stranded DNA binding; flap-structured DNA binding; damaged DNA binding
Source: RefSeq, a predicted model, not a curated record